Messenger RNA from Seminavis robusta, 2816 nucleotides. Lineage: Eukaryota; Bacillariophyta; Bacillariophyceae; Naviculales; Naviculaceae. The record is from the annotation of a GenBank genome assembly.
CUUCCAGGUUUCUUGACAUCCCUUGGCAAAACUAGCCAGGCAGCUCCUCCUCGGUAUGAAAUACAACAUGAAUUUUCGUCCAGUUCAAAGCAGUGGCGGCUGCGACUCCUUUUACAAGCUUCCGCUCUUCCAAGCAACCAAUGGAGACUUGCAAUGCAAUGCUGCAUUCGUUCAUUCAUUCCUUGGAUCCUUGGACUUGGUUCCUCUACUCCAACGCCUUCUCGAGAAAACCCAACGCCUCACACUAUAGUUGUCUCUUUGUCCACGGUGGUGACACCAUCGUCCAUAAAAUUUGCUCCAUGGGUAGAAGUAGACCACCCAGAGAAAGAAGAACCAAAAGCCACCAACAGUUGGACGAACCUACCUUGCUUCGACUGAGGAGAGCCCCAAACCCCUUACACAGAUCAUGGAGUGUCGUGUCGGCCAUCGUUCCGCGCAGCUACUUUAUAAAAAAUGGAAGAUGGGAAAUCUGGGUUGUUGCCGUUUGACGACGAAUUCAAUUGGAAAGCUAAGAGUGACAACAAGAGAUCGUCUGUCGCUUGCCAAUCUAUCAGCCUCUGCCGCACUAAAUAACUAUCUUUCAAGCCUAUUCCUCUGCCAAUGAUCCUCCAUCCACGCUGUGAUGCUUUCUGUCGGUCCUCUUUUUCUCUCUCUUCGUGCAUGCCACUCGGAUGAUGGCCUCCCAAGACAAACGCGUCGGAACGAAAGAGCGCGAGGUGUGACAUGCGUGCUCAACGGUCCAAUGUCGUGGGUAUCCGUAUGGAAUCUACGUGUCUCAACCCUCGACUCUCGGGUUAAAUACCAUCCGAUAAUGGGCCGGCAUGUGCGCCUCACAACAAUGACACCAAGAACUCUCAUCAUCGCAAUCCCCACUCACAACAUCCUUCAUCGUUAGAGCACCCUCGGUUAACAUUUACUUGUUUGUUGCUGUUUGUUAUACUACUACAAGAUAACAACAACAACAACAUGUCUGCCAAAGCAUCCAGCCCCAAGGGAGGAUCGGAAAUCCAUGAUUUAGCCAAGGGAUGGAAGGCGGCUAUUGCUCGCGCCAAGGAUCCGGCGACUCGUCACGAAGCACGCAUCAAGAAUGAUCGUGGGAAUUUGCCCUUGCAUUCGGCAGCAUCCUUUCGGGCUCCACUGGAAGUGACAGAGUCUCUUUUGGAAGCCUACCCCGAAGCUGCGUCCAUGACGAACAAUUACGGCAAUUUGGCACUUCAUUUCACUGCCUGGAAGAAGGGACCCCUGGACGUGGAAAAACUCUUGCUCAAGAUCUUUCCAGAAGGAGCGGCUCAAAAGAACAAUCAUGGCAAUUUACCCCUUCAUUAUGCCGCCCACUACAAUGCUCCCUUGGAAGUAGUAGAGGCGCUCUACCAUGCAUACCCCGAAGGAGCCACGCAAAAGAAUAACGACAACAACACGCCUCUGGAUUUGGCCAUUGCCGAUGGGGCAUCCCCCAAUGUCGUGGCAUUGCUACAGGGAAAGAACAUUCCCCCCACGGACGAUGAAGUCUUGCAGGCGGCCAAGACACGCUGUGAACGCGCCGAAAAGGAACUAUCGCGCAUCUUGUCGGCACAAGACGGCAUGCACGAUGAUUUGGAGGUCGUUCUCUCGCUACUCAUGGAUAUUCGAGAAGGACAUCCUCAUGCACUCUAUUCGGCCGGAAUUCAUCCCGCGCAUAUUGGUAAUUUGGAUGCUCUCUUGGAACAGGUCCGCAAGGCUGGUAUGGAAGAAGCCGCUCGUGAGGGCGAUGAAUUUGCCUCCUCUCGCAAUGUCUCGGACGAGGAAGUCGAAGCCCAAGUCAUUGAAGAUUCGCUCUGUCCACCAGAUGAUCCUGUCGAAGCUGUGCUGGCCAAUGUGGUGGGGUUGGAUACGGUCAAACAUCAGAUUCGUGGAUUGCGCCGAACUUUGGAAAUGCAAGCAGCUGCCAAAAAUGGGACUUCCAGCAUACUCAUCAACAAACGCUUGGCGGGGGACCCCAUUCCCAAGCAUUUGGCAUUUGUGGGAAAUCCUGGUUGUGGAAAACGAACUUUGGCGCGGUUGCUGGGUCCAAUGUUUUAUGACAUGGGCAUGGUUCGAAAUCGAACCUUUGUCGAGAUUAGUGGACGGGAUGAGUUGAUUGAUCGCAAGAGUGAAGCACGGACUGUAUUCAAGACGCGUCAAAUCUUGGAACAAGCUGCCGGAGGAGUCCUACUCAUCAAUGAAGCCUACACCUUUUUGCCAUCGAGUGCUCGUCCGCGUGGUCGUGAUCAUGGGGCCGCUGCGUUGCGGGAAAUUGCUCGCGCUCUGCCGGCUGCAGAUCCCCUCAUUAUCUUGUCAGGAACUCCCAUGGACUUGCAGCGUAUUCUAUCCAGUGAUAUUGGAUUCAAGACGCACUUUUUGACGCGCGUGGAAUUCCCCGAUCCCUCACCCAUUCAGAUUGCCCGCAUCUUUAUGCAUAAAUUGACCGAGAAGGGACUCGUGCCGGCGGAAGGUGUGACCAUUCCGUAUCUGGCAGAACUCAUCGGAACCAAUACCGAAGCCGAAUGGCGCUUGGAGCGCAAUGGCAUCAUUGCGGAUUUGCUCAUGACGGGAGUUCGCAGUGAACUGAGGAAGCGAAAAAUGUGGGACGAUAGCACAUCCAAGGCGAGCAUGAGCCCCAUGAAAUUCUUGAGUCCAGGCUCCUCUCGCAUCCCUGCGUUUGCGCCUGAAGAAGUGUUUGUCACUGUGGAGGACAUUCAAAACGCGAUUGUGAACGGCUUGUAAAGAGCAUUGAAGCAAACAUCGAUUUGGGAGACUAUUACGCGUAACGAAGAUUAGUUUACUAUAUUUGAAGCCUU